Messenger RNA from Spirodela intermedia, 2612 nucleotides. The record is from the annotation of a GenBank genome assembly. NCBI's taxonomy places the organism in Eukaryota, Viridiplantae, Streptophyta, Magnoliopsida, Alismatales, Araceae.
AUGGUCUGCUCCUCCUCUCUCCCUUGGCGCCACCUGCAGCACGACAUAGGUGGGCCAGCUCGUCCCUUCUCCCCCUUCCUAGUGGUGAUAGUGUCGGCAAUUAUCAUGGGUCUCCUCCCUUGGCACAACAAGAAGAGGAGGAACCGAAGACACCCCUAUGUGAGGCUGCCGUCCUCUCCCUAGGUUCGUUAGAACAAGAGGGAGAAAUCAUUUUCACUUUGUUUCUAGACUUUUAUGCAAUUGAAUCUCUUUUAUCCUGGUUAACGCAAUCUGAAUUUCGUGAAGUUCUAUUCCCUUUUACCUCAUCGAUUUCAAAUAGUUGACGUCAUUAAAGGAAGUAGGGAAUCAUCUCUGCCAGCCAUCCGUAAUUUCUUUACAAGGUGGCUGGUGGAACCUUGAGAGAAAUCUUCCUCUCGAUCUCUACGACAGACAAUUCUUUGUGCAUGUCGAUCUUCUACACCUAUGUGAAGAUCAACAGACACAUGUGCAAGGUGAUCAUCGUCAGUGGCAGUUGCAUCAAUGCCGUGUCAAACCAGGUCUUGUAGAGGGCAAGGCUGAGUACUAUUAGCCAUCCAACCCCUUAUGAUGUAUCGUGGAUAAACGUCACCACACUAUCCAUUUGUCGACAGCACCAAGUGCCACUUAGGGUACGAGCACUCUCGGAUGGUUCAUCUCGAGAUCAUAAGGACUUCCUUGUGGUCAACGGAUGUCUAUUUUUUAGGAGCAGACUGUGCAUUCCACGCACAUCCCUCUGUGACUUCCUCACUUGAGAAUGUCACGCAGGAAGUAUAUCUGGUCAUUUCAGUGGCGAUAAGACCAUCGCAGCAGUUGAGUACCAAUUCUACUAGUUGACCCUCAAGCGCAAUGUAGGGAACAUUGUCACUCAGUGUUGAGUGUGCACACUCGCCAAGUAGGUAAAGAAGAAUACUAGACUCUACACGCCACUUUCAAUGCCAACCCGCCCAUGAGAUGACGUCAGCAUGGACUUCAUUUUGAGACUCUCGUGCACUACACGACGACAUGACUCAAUCAUGGUGGUCGUCUAUAAGUUUUCAAAGAUGGCACACUUCAUGACAUGUUCGAAAACCUCUAACACCUCCAAGGUCACUAGCCUCUACUUUAGAGAGAUGGUGCACCUUCAUAGACUACCCAAGUCCAUAGUCUCAUACCAUAACGUAUGGUUUACCAACCACUUCUAGAGGACUCUUUUGAGCUUACUUGGGACUAAACUCAAUUUCUCCAUUACUUACUAUCCAUAGAUUGACAGCCUAAUUGAGGUCAUCAAUUGUAGCUUAGGGAAUCUGCUUCGGUCAUUAGUCGGCAAGAACUUGACCACUUGGCAUUUGAUCAUACCACACGUCGAGUUUGCCUAUAACUCUUUGACCAACCGUACCACUGGCAUGAGCCCCUUCGAGAUUGCACACGGCUUAGCACCUCGCAAGCCCCUAGAUCUAGUACUCCUGGACCCUCAUGUUAGAGUUUCCGAGGUUGGUGUCGCAUUCGCCCAGCAUAUUAGUCAGUUGCAUUAGGACACCCAUGAUAGGAUAUAGAGUUAGAAUACAUUGUACAAGCAGACUGCCGAUAUGCAUCAUUGACCUCGGAUCUUCCAAGUGAGAGACCAGGUUAUGAUGAGGAUGAGGCCCAAGCAUUAUGCUCCUGGCUCCACUACGAAACUUCAUGCUCAUAGGGCCGGCCCGUUUCGUGUUCUUUCCCAGAUAGGCAAGAACGCCUAUGUCGUUGACAUCCCUCCUUUGUGGGCGGUUAGCUCCACGUUCAACAUGGCAGAUCUGGCAUCACACCAAGCCCCACCUCUUUCAUCUAACUUUGAGCCCUCAUCUACCGGCCCCUUCUCUGAGAGAGAGUUUUCCAUGGAGUCCACUCUCCCCAUUUUACCACCUGAUUGGCACGAGCGAGUUGAGGAGAUUCUUCGGGAGGUAAUUGACUUUAUAGUGGAUAGAGUUUUGCAGAGAUUCCUAGUACGUUGGUAGGGUUGCCUAUCAAAGGAUGAUGCUUGAAUUUCAGAGAUAGACCUGAAGUGACUAUGACUAGACCUACUAGAUCCCCUACCUUCCCAACUUGCCAACUCGUCGGAGUUGAGUUCUUUCAACCCCGGGAGGAUUGAUGGCAAGUGGGACCUAUCUCCAUCAGCUUAGGAGACAUCGGCAGUCCGAGUUCAGCCCGAUUGACACGCAAAGAUGAAGGAGCCUAGCUUUCACUACACAGCCUAGCCCUUCGGGACGACGACAUUUCACCUCUGCGAUGACGACGAGCUCGAGCUCACCCUUAUCUUUCUUGGUAUUUUCACGUUGACUUGUUAGGCCUCGCAUUUGUGUGUUAGCGGGCCCAAUUCUAUAUGUGUGUGUUGUUGUUUAUCUCCCUUUCUUUAGGGUUUUAUUGGGUGUUUCUUUGAGGCCCAAUUAAAACCUCAAGGGGUGAGGGGGGACCUAUGUGUCUUUCUUUUUGGGCCUCUUUUGGGGCUUAUUUGGGUCUUCAUUUAAGGCCCACUUAAGCACUAUAAGAGGGCCCUCCUCUUUCUCCUUUUAGGGGAGCUUAUUGGGUCUCUCUUAAAGAGAGACCCAAUAAGCCUCUUUUGUAGCCUUUGUGGCUUAUAA